AAAUAAAUAAAAAUCUUAAAAAAUAAGACCCAGGGUAGAGAUGGGCUCUUCCUGUUUCUGACUGUGUGAUGUCUGGAUGUCACAUGUCUGGACUUUGAGAAGUUAUCUUAUAAUAUGGCCAAGUCAGGAUUAACAUGCAUUUUGUUCCUUAAUUUUUUACACUUCUGUUCAGAGAAAAAAAUAGCAUGUGUUUUUGAUAUUUUCUUUUCUAGGGGGGACCCUAAUAGAUGUGACAUCUGGGGAAACACUCCUCUACAUUUUGCAGCCUCCAAUGGCCAUGCCCACUGCGUCUCAUUCCUAAUCAACUUAGGUGCCAAUAUUUUUGCCUUGGACAAUGACUUACAGUCUCCACUGGAUGCUGCCGCUAGCAGAGAGCAGAAUGAAUGUGUUUCUCUCCUGGAUGAGGCAGCAACUGCCCAGAACAUCAUGAACCCCAAGAAGGUCACUAAGCUGAAGGAACAGUCUCAGAAGAAUGCCAGGAGACAGAUCAAAGAGUGUGAGAGGCUCCAGGAGAAGCAUGAAAAUAAGAUGGCCCGUACCUACAGAGAGGAAUCUGGUACUUUUUUUUCCAAGAGCACUUUUUCCAGAUCAUCUCUUUCAAAUGCUUCGGCUUCCAGCACAUUUGGGUCACUGUCUAAGGGCAUUAAAGAUACCUUCAAGAUAAAGUUCAAGAAGAAUAAAGAUACAUCACAGCAGGUAGAGAAGGAGCACAGAAAUGAGCAGAGGAAUGUGAUGGAUGUGUUCAGAGACGAAGAAGAAGACACAUUCUUAGGGGACUUCAAAGAGAAGCUCCAGGUUUCAGCAGAGGGCAGCUGUGUGGGACAUGAAUCCAUUCUCAGCCGUCCAGGUCUAGGAAAUAUUGUUUUUAGAAGGAACAGAAUAGCAAACUCUGAAUACAUCUCAGAUACCAAGAAGGAGUUAGAGUUUAAAGUGUCCAGUGAAUUGCUUCAGAGACAAGGAGCAGCACAGGCUGAUGAAGUGGUGGCUGAUGAGGAGGGAGAGGAGAACAGCCUGAAAGAUGACCUGCCUUGGGAUGAGGAUGCAAUGGAGUGGGAGGAAGAUGUGGUUGAUGCUACACCCCUGGAAGUAUUCUUACAGUCUCACCAUCUGGAAAAGUUUCUUUCCCUUUUCAUGAGAGAGCAGAUUGAUCUACAAGCUCUGUUGCUUUGCUCUGAUGAGGAUCUUCAGAGCAUUCAAAUGCAGCUGGGUCCCAGGAAGAAAGUUCUUAAUGCCAUAAACAGAAGGAAGCAAGUGCUCCAACAGCCUGGGCAACUGGUCGACACCAGCCUGUGAUGGAGUAUUGGCUAAACAGGGUGAGCCUGCAGCAGAGAGGUGAUGCUGUGGUCCACUGGAAGCACUCCAGGCAAUACCUUCUCUCUACUGAAUGCCAAACCACUGAGCUCUUAGAUGUCUGAUGUCUGAGCUCUUAGAAUUGCCUGCCUCAAAAAGAGGCCCAAGCUCUGCUCUGAGAAAUUCUCUAUACCUAUACAAAUAAACCACCAGUGAGAAACGCAAGGAAUAAAAACUGGCAUGUCCCUUCAAUUAUCUUUUUUAAUAUUUUUGAAUCUAGAAAUGGUUAAAUAGAUGAGGGAGAAGAAGAAAAACUUUAUUUUUCCAACUCUGGAUUUAAGAUUAUAAUCUCUCAACACACUGCUUUUUACUUUCAGAUUUUCAUGGUCCAGGGAUUCCAACACAAGUUUUGUCCUUAGCUCUAGACUUUGUUGGUAGAGAUUAAAAUUCCUCUAUUGGCCUAAGAUUUGAUACCCAACUUAAAUGUGUCUGAAGUUUUAACAGAUGUCUGUAGGUUUACAAGUAAUGAAAAUGGAACUACACUACUCUCACCUGAAAACAGAGUAUCAGGUAGGGAGAAUGAAGAGAAAAAUAGAAUAUAGGAUACCUACUAUGAACAGAAUUGUUUUCCCCAAAUUCAUAUACUGAAGCCCUCCCCCAAUACAACCAUAUUUUGAGAUAGGACCUUUGUUAAGUUAAAUGGGUUCAUAAGUGUGGGGCCCUAAUCCCAUAUAACUCUUGUCCUUUAAGAGGAAGAGACACCAAAGAUGCACAUGCACAAAGAAAAGGCCCUGUGAGGACACAGCGAGAGGACAGCCAUCUGCAAGCCAAGAGGAGAGGCCUCAGGAGACACUAGAUCUGUCAACACUUUGCUCUUGACCUUUCAGCCUUCAGAACUGUAAUAAAAUAAAUGUCUAUUGUUCAUGCCACACAGUCUGUGGUAGUUUCUUAUGGCAACAUGAGCAGACUAAAAUAGUGCCUUAGCAAGGGGGUAGGAAAGAAGAAAAUACGUGGGAAAAAAGUUUGGCAUAUUUGGUAAUUUUUUCUAAGGGUAAGUAACUCCUCAAACUUUAAAAAACAAAGAAAGAAGCUCUGGCUGGUGUAGCUCAGUGGAUUGAGCGCAGGCCUGCGAACCAGACAAUCGCGGUUCGAUUUCCAGUCAGGGCAUAUGCGUGGGUUGCAGGCUGGUUCCCCCUGCAGGCCAGUUCCCAGCAGGGGACACACAUAAGGCAAUCAUACAUUCAUGUUUCUCUCCAUCACUCCUUCCCUUCCCCUCUAAAGAUAAAUAAAUAAAAUCUAAAAAAAAAAGUAAAAGAAAAAAGGAAAAAAACUACAUUUGUGUAGGGAAAAUUUUAUUGUAAAAGUAAAUUUUAUAUUUUCAUGCUCAUUAUGUGCUUAUUUUUUAUUUACUGUUUAUCAUCAUUGCUACAUGUCUAAAUUCAUGUAGAUUCUAUAAUAUAAAUUUGCAACAUUGCUGCUGACAUUUUUUGAGUGACAAUGUUAAAACCAAAACUCUACUGAAUAGCUAAGCUUUACUGGGUUUUUAUAGCCAGACUUACAUCAAAUGAAAUUUACCAUCAAUUAUGUGUAUAAAGUAGAAACAGUUGUUUCCUGAGCAUGCUUCCUGACUCACAUCUGUUUGGGUUAUUUCAGGAAACACCUUGGAGGACAUAAACUUAGGGAGGAUACAGGUGCUGAAAUCUGAUGAACAAUUGG
This is a messenger RNA of Artibeus jamaicensis (Jamaican fruit-eating bat), 3006 nucleotides long. It is a transcript of the gene ANKS4B, whose product is annotated as ankyrin repeat and sterile alpha motif domain containing 4B. Gene Ontology annotation, molecular function: protein binding. Gene Ontology annotation, biological process: brush border assembly. The coding region runs from base 115 to 1293 and encodes 392 amino acids. NCBI's taxonomy places the organism in Eukaryota, Metazoa, Chordata, Mammalia, Chiroptera, Phyllostomidae. The record is from RefSeq and is a predicted model, not a curated record. The transcript has a single exon.